Molecule: messenger RNA, 2201 nt
Organism: Enhydra lutris kenyoni (northern sea otter)
Lineage: Eukaryota; Metazoa; Chordata; Mammalia; Carnivora; Mustelidae
Gene: FANCE
Product: Fanconi anemia complementation group E
Exons: 10
Coding region: 187-1800 (537 amino acids)
Biological process (GO): interstrand cross-link repair
Cellular component (GO): Fanconi anaemia nuclear complex
Source: RefSeq, a predicted model, not a curated record
UCUUGGCGGGCUCCCGGCCGAGUGGCUCCGAAGCUGACUCCGAACGCUGAGCCGGGCAGGGGCACGUGCGGGAGAAAGGUCGUAGCGGCGUCCCGGCAGACGCUGGCGUUCUGCGCCCUUUCGCCUGUUCUCGAGACUGAGGUCAGGAACCAGAGCAGCGGCCGGCGCAGCCCCCUAGCCCUAGGCAUGGCGGCCUCGGAGGAGGUUCCCGCUGUGGCUGAGGGCGUGGACUCGGCGCCCUGGGCGCAGCUGGAGGCCCCCGCCCGGUGCCUGAUGCAAUCGCUGCAGUUGGGGCCGGAGGGGGCGUGGCGCGGCCUGGGUAUGCUGCGGGCGCUGGGCAGUCGCAGCGCGGAGCCCUUCGGCUGGGGCUGCGUCCUGGAGGCGCUGUGCCGGGAGGAGCCCGUCGUGGAGGGUCCGGACUAUCGCCUGGAGCUGAAACCCCUGCUGCUGCGAUUGCCUCCGUUAUGCCAGAGGAAUCUGAUGUCCCUAUUGAUGGCUCUUGGGCCAUCGCUGCCCGAGAGCGGCCUACUCCCCGUGCUGCAGAUUGCACGACAAGACCAAAGCUCCAACCCCGACGCCUGGCUCCAGACCCUGGGGGAGUUGCUGCGGAGGGAUCUGAACGCUGGGGUAGCGACUGAGUGGACGUCCCCACUGUCUACAGACUGCCAGAGACAGCUCCAAGGCCUGUGUAGGCGGCUAGGCCAGGGAGGCAGGAGGCUGAAGUUGGCCCAGGCUCCUGUUCCUGAAGAGGAACAAGAGGAAGGCAAGGAGGACAAGGACUCCCCACGGCCUGGGAAACGCAGAAAGGGGCCAGAGGAAGAGCCUGCCAGUCCUGAAGGUGGAGGAGCCCCCAAAAGGUUCCGGCAUUUGGAAAGGGAAGAGGAAGGAGGUCAGGAAGAGGAGAGACGUGAACCUGAGUCUUUGGAGCCCCCGGCAGACGGAGGAGGUGCCUCACCCAUGGAGAACCAGCUUGUCGGGGCCGAGCCCAGGGAGGCUGGUCAGAGUCUGGAGGAGGCUAAGGACCUAGCCGAGAGUUUGCCCAAAGCUCUCCAGGACCAGGUUCCCAGGCUGCAGCAGCUGCUCAAGACCUUUGGGGAGGGGUUGGAGGGCGCUCCCCCACUUGAGCUACAGCUUCUCCAUGAAUGCAGUCCCAGCCAGAUGGACCUGCUGUGUGCCCAGCUGCAGCUCCCACAGCUCUCGGACCCAGCUCUCCUGCAGCUCUGCACCUGGCUCCUGUCCCUUUCACCAGAUCUUAGCCUUAGCAAUGCGACCAUUCUGACCAGGAGCCUCUUUCUUAGACGGAUUCUCUCCCUGACUUCCUCGGCCUCCCGCCUGCUCAUCAUGGCCCUGACCUCCUUCUGUGUCAAGUAUGCCUAUCCUGUCUGCAGAGCCCUUCUUGGCCCGGUGCUUCAGGCCCCAGAAACAGGCCCAGCUCAAACGGAGUUACUGUGUUGCCUUCUGAAGGAUGAGGCCCUGGCGCCGGACACGCAGGUUCUGAUGCUGGGACAGAUCUUGGAGCUGCCCUGGAAAGAGGACACUUUCGUGGUGGUGCAGUCCCUGCUGGAGCGGCAGGUGGAGAUGACCCCUGAGAAGUUCAGUGUGUUCAUGGAGAAACUCUGUAAAGAGGGGCCAGCAGCCACCGCAUCUGUGGCCUAUGCCAAGCUCAUGCUGACGGUGAUGACCAAGUAUCAGGCCAGUAUCACUGAUAUCCACAGGCUGGGCCUGGCCGCAGUCCUAGAGCUCAACACCACUUUCCUGAGGAAGCCCCUACAGGCCGCCCUGAGACAUCUGGCCCCCUGACCUUCACUCCUGGAGCCUGAAGGCUACUUCUCCAGCUGCCUGAAGGAUACUUCUGCUCUCAGCGCCUCACCCUGACUCGCUUGCCUGGGGGUAAAGGCAGAGCCUGGCCAUGCCAAGGGUCUGCUGCUUCCCUGCUCUAGGAUGCAGAGAAAACAUCUUGGCCUCCUAGCCAGCAGAGAAGGUCCCGGGCUAAGCAGGCUUGAUGAGCUUUAUUUCCAAGGGAUGCUGACCUUGGGCUCACUCCUUGUCACUUUUGCUUCAGACUGUGGGGAUGGGAACUUUCUGAAAGACCUCAGUAGGGUCAAAGCAGACCCGGGUAGAUGAAUGAUGCUUCAGGAGCCCUGAGGUGACCUGUGUCCUUGGCACAAAUAUCUUGCACUCAAGUGUAUGUUAUGACCCUC